UUCAGUAUUGCGAACAUGAUUGCCAUCGGAAUUUUCACUUCGUUCCUUUUAUUUUCGUCUUCGAUUUCUGCGGAAAACUGGAAACGAUAUUUAAAAUUCGACUCUAAUUAUGAGCUUUGGUGGUCCAUGUACGACGAUUCCAUCACUUUCCAAGUGGAAGUGGCGACUAAUGGAUGGGUCGGAUUCGGAAUCUCCUCAAACGGAGGCAUGAAAGGCAGUGAUAUAGUUAUUGGAUGGAUUAACGAUAACCAAGCGAUGUUUCACGAUAGACACGCCGAAGGAAAGUUUCAACCGAAAAUUGACGAACAACAGGAUUGGGAAUUGUUAUGGCACGAGAAAAACGAUACUCAUACAAAGUUACGAUUUAAAAGAUUGCUGGACACGUGUGAUGACCAGGAUAUAGUCAUUACGGAAGAAACUAUGAGACUGAUAUACGCUUACAGUCACCAAAAUCCCAAUUCUAUAGAUGCAGUUAGUUAUCACGGACCAACCACUAGAGGAACUAAAAGUGUUUUUCUGAAAGAGGAAGUUGAACACAAAUUUACAGAGAAACCAGAAGACAUUUAUCAUUGGGAUGUUCGAAGUCCAAAUGUUACAAUUCCGGAAGGAAGCGACACUGAAUACUUUUGUACAUUUAUCAGAGUUCCUCAUCUUGAUAGAAAAAAUCAUAUUAUAGAAUUUGGUCCACUUAUUCAACCGGGACACGAAGGCGUUGUUCAUCAUAUGCUUUUAUACGAAUGUACGGGCGUUACAAACGAAACUGUAUUAAAAUAUGCAGAUAAAUCAUAUCAUAGAUGCUACACUAAAAAUUUAGUUCCAAAAUUUCCAUUUUGUUUAACUGCUAAUUUAGCUUGGGCAUUUGGAGGUAGCAAAUUUUAUUUUCCUGAAAAUGCCGGUCAUCCUUUGGGUCUGCCUGAUGCUGAAUGGUUUCUAUUGGAAGUACAUUAUGAUAAUCCGUCUUUAAAAACAGCUGUCGAUAAUUCGGGAUUAAGAAUUACAUAUACACCAAAACUCAGAAAAUACGACAGUUCGGUGUUAGCUACGGGAAACUUAUGGUAUCCUUGCAUGUUUGUGCCACCGAAACAGAAAGAAUUUGUUAUAUCUGGACACGUAGCUCCUUCUUGCUUAAAACAGCGUGUUCCUCCAGGAGGUAUCAAAGUCUUUAGUAUUUUGCUUCAUUCACAUUUCCUAGGAAGAAGGAUAAUUGUCAGGCAUUUUCGUGGUAAUGAAGAACUCGAACCGAUUGCAUCCGAUGUUAAUUACGAUUUUAAUUUACAGCAUUUUCGUAAGCUUUCGAAAAUUCGUACUGUCCUGCCUGACGAUCAUCUUAUUGUUGAAUGUGCCUACGAUUCUCGUAAAAGAAGCAGAGUAACCUUUGGUGGUUUAUCUUCGAGAGAAGAAAUGUGCAUCGUAUUUUUAAUGUACUAUCCAAGAAUAAGUUUAGCAUUGACUGCAAGUUGCCCUCUUCCUAAGAAUUUUCUUAGUUCUCUUGGAGUUAAACGAAUAUUUGAAGACGACAAGUUUCUAAUUUCUCCAUUUACUGGGAAGAAUGAAAGUUUCUUCGAAUUCCUUUACGAUUAUCCGUGGAACAAGAAUGCAAUUGAUGUUUCGAGAAAAUCCAUGAGAUAUAGUCCUCAACUGAAUCUUUGCACAGAUCGAGGAUGGAAACUUGUUCCGACCUUUAUUCUAUCAACUUAUCCGAAAGUGAAGAAAAGUUACGUGAAGCCAAGUAAAUGCGGUUUCAGAAGAAACAACCAGAAAAGGUUAGAUAAAGAAAACGAAAAUACUGAAUCCGAAAACGAAUUUGAAGAUAUUAAUUUUAUGAAACGUAGUUCCUCGAAUGGAAGUGUAAUUCCGUACCCAUUACUCGAUCAGUUCUUCUCGACUCUCUUCUUAAAAUAAGCAGUUAGAGGGUUGUAUUAUAUUAGUUAAUACGUUUUCUAUAAUUACACAAAUGUUUUUCUCUUCUUCGCGAGAUCUACGUUCCUUCAAAUACGUAAUGUAAUUCCUUCUAAGCGCCUAAUAUUCUGUUUCUUCAGCGCCAAGUCUUUUAUUUAUAUGGAUAAGUACACUCUGUAGAAGGUCUGAAUAAAUUUUCUAGCUGCAAGGACCGAAGCGGGUCCUUGCAGCUAGCACUCUAUAUAAGUUCUACGUUAUACAUUUUAAAUUUUGCAAGAAGUAUUUAAUUCUUAAUAAAUGCGAAAGUACAGUUAGCCCCUGCUAACUCGAAUUAAAAAUCAUCCGAGUUUGCGGGAGACUCAGUUAGUGGAGAGUUUACUGUAUAAAACUUUAUGUUUCCAAUUAUAAAAUUGUUAUUAUUCGUUUAAAAUAAUACACUUUACUUUCAAGAAAGAUUAAUAUAAAAUUGGCAUUGAUUCAACAGAAUACUGUGAUGAUGUUUAACAAUAAUUAUAAUCUGACUUUCUCCCAUUAAUAUUUCAGGUAUUUUUUGUGUCGUUCACAAUAAAUAUUAUUUUACAUUAAGUAUGUAUUUUUGAAUGUAACUAAAAGGUUAUUUUUACA
Messenger RNA from Centruroides sculpturatus (bark scorpion), 2523 nucleotides. RefSeq names its product DBH-like monooxygenase protein 1. Gene Ontology annotation, biological process: dopamine catabolic process; octopamine biosynthetic process; norepinephrine biosynthetic process. Bases 16 to 1902 code for a protein of 628 amino acids. Gene Ontology annotation, molecular function: copper ion binding; dopamine beta-monooxygenase activity. The transcript has 14 exons. Gene Ontology annotation, cellular component: secretory granule membrane. The record is from RefSeq and is a predicted model, not a curated record. NCBI's taxonomy places the organism in Eukaryota, Metazoa, Arthropoda, Arachnida, Scorpiones, Buthidae.